GCCCGCUACGUCCACGCCCCGCCCCCUUUCCCGCUUCCUCUCGCGAGAACUUAAAGACAUCUGCACAAACAACAGAGAGCUCACUUCUGCUUCCGGGUCAAAGGUCGCGGUGGGAGGCUCACGGAGGCCGGCGGUUUCCCUUCCCCCUCCUCCUCCUCUUCCUCCCCCGGGGCUCCUGAGUCUCCAGGAAAAGGGAAAUGGAGCGGGAGUGAAACCGCCGUGGGACCCCCCGGCCCCGAACCCAACCCUCCCCUCCCCCUUUUCCCCGCAGUGGUGGAGAAACCUCGGUUUGGGGGAGGCCGGCAGGCAAGCAAGGCACGGAUUUCUUACCCCGUCCAAGGCUCGCCUAGCAGUUGAUGCAGAAAAUAAAGAGAGCUCGGCUGGAAAACGAAAGCACAGAAAGUUGGAGAAGUUCCUUAACCAGCCCAGGAGGGAGGCCAAAGAUGACGGCGGUGGACGCUCUGUCGGACAGUGCUGAGGCUGUGGAGAUGGAGGAGACGGCCGCUUCCCGCUUCCAGGUGGAGAAGCAUUCAUGGGAGGGGCUGCGGGACAUCAUCCACGGUAGCAGGAAGUACACGGGGAUGAUCGUGAACAAGGCCCCCCACGACUUCCAGUUUGUCCGGAAGACUGAAGAGUCGAGCCCUCACUCCCACCGGCUGUAUUAUCUGGGGAUGCCGUAUGGAAGCAGGGAGAACUCCCUCCUCUACUCCGAGAUUCCCAAGAAGGUGCGGAAGGAAGCGUUGCUCCUGUUGUCGUGGAAGCAGAUGCUGGAUCACUUCCAGGCCACCCCCCACCACGGGAUGUAUUCCAGGGAGGAAGAGCUCCUGAGGGAGCGGAAGCGGCUGGGGGUCUUCGGGAUCACCUCGUACGACUUCCACAGCGAGAGUGGCCUCUUCCUCUUCCAGGCCAGCAACAGCCUCUUCCACUGUCGGGACGGAGGCAAAAAUGGCUUCAUGGUGUCUCCUAUGAAGCCGCUGGAAAUCAAGACGCAGUGCUCAGGGCCCCGAAUGGAUCCCAAAAUCUGCUCCGCCGACCCGUCUUUCUUCUCGUUCAUCAACAACAACGACCUUUGGGUCGCCAGCAUUGAGACAGGGGAAGAGCGGCGGCUAACGUAUUGCCAGAAAGGUUUAUCCAGCGUGCUAGACGACCCCAAGUCAGCAGGUGUAGCCACGUUCGUCAUUCAGGAAGAGUUUGACCGGUUUACAGGGUACUGGUGGUGUCCCACGUCGUGCCAAGAAGGUCCUGAGGGCUGGAAAACAUUCCGGAUCCUCUAUGAGGAGGUGGAUGAGUCAGAGGUGGAGAUCAUCCACGUCCCUUCUCCUGCCCUGGAAGAAAGGAAGACAGACUCGUACCGCUAUCCCAGAACAGGCAGCAAGAACCCAAAAAUUGCGCUAAAGCUUGCUGAAUUUCAAGUGGAUAGCCAAGGGAAGAUAGUGCAUGCCCAGGACAAAGAGCUGGUACACCCCUUCACUACGAUGUUCCCAAAGGCGGAGUACAUUGCACGGGCUGGGUGGACCCGAGAUGGCAAAUACGCAUGGGCCAUGCUUCUUGAUAGGCCUCAGCACCAACUUCAGCUGGCUCUCUUCCCUCCUGCCCUCUUCAUCCCAGUCCCGGAGAGCGAGGAGCAGCGUCUGGAGUUUGCCAAAGCCGUGCCACAAAAUGUCCACCCCUUCAUUAUCUACGAAGAAGUCACAGACGUGUGGAUAAACAUCCACGACAUCUUCUACACUUUCACCCAGCCAGAGGGUGAAGUAGAGGAGCUUUGUUUUCUGCGAGCCAACGAAUGCAAGACAGGCUUCUGCCAUCUCUACAGGGUCACCGCCAUCCUGAGGCGGAACAGCUACGACUGGACCCAGCCGUACAUCCCCAGCAAAGGGGACUUCAAAUGCCCUCUCAAAGAGGAGGUGGCUCUAACGAGCGGCGAAUGGGAAGUCCUGGCGAGGCACGGAUACAAGAUUUGGGUGAAUGAAGAAACGAAGCUUGUGUACUUCCAGGGCACGAAGGAUACCCCUCUGGAACAUCACCUCUAUGUCGUCAGCUACGAGUCUCCUGGGGAGGUUGUACGGCUCACUACUCUUGGCUUCUCCCACAGCUGUUCCAUGAGCCAGAACUUCGACAUGUUCAUCAGCCACUACAGCAGUGUCAGCACCCCUCCCUGUGUGCACGUUUACAAGCUCAGUGGCCUGGAUGACGACCCCCUCCACAAGCAGCCGAAAUUCUGGGCCAGUAUGAUGGAAGCUGCCAGCUGUCCCACCGAUUACAUCCCCCCAGAGAUCUUUCACUUCCGUACGCAGGCGGACGUCUUGCUGUACGGGAUGGUGUACAAACCUCACAACCUCCAGCCUGGGCAGAAGCAUCCCACAGUGCUUUUUGUCUACGGAGGACCUCAGGUCCAGUUAGUGAAUAACUCCUUCAAAGGCAUCAAGUACCUGAGGCUCAACACGCUGGCAUCCCUCGGCUACGCCGUGGUGGUGAUAGAUGGGCGGGGCUCGUGCCAGAGAGGCCUUAAAUUCGAGGGGGCCCUUAAGAAUCAAAUGGGCCAAGUAGAGAUCGAGGACCAGGUGGAAGGCUUACAUUACGUAGCGGAGAAAUACGGGUUUGUCGACCUCGGCCGCGUUGCCAUCCACGGCUGGUCUUACGGGGGCUUUCUCUCCCUCAUGGGGCUUAUCUGCAAGCCUCAUAUCUUCAAGGUUGCGAUCGCCGGGGCCCCUGUCACAGUCUGGAUGGCGUACGACACUGGGUACACCGAACGGUACAUGGAUGUCCCGGAAAACAACCAGCAAGGCUAUGAGGCAGGCUCCGUGGCGCUGCUUGUAGAGAAACUCCCCAACGAGCCAAACCGCUUGCUGAUCCUCCAUGGAUUUCUGGAUGAAAAUGUGCACUUUUUCCACACAAAUUUCCUGAUCUCUCAGCUAAUCCGGGCUGGGAAACCUUAUCAGCUACAGAUCUACCCCAACGAGCGACACAGUAUUCGCUGCCCUGAGUCCGGGGAGCACUAUGAAAUCACGCUGCUGCACUUUCUUCAAGAAUACCUCUGACGGGCCAGAGUGUGUGUGUGCGUGUUUGGGGUGGGGAGAGACGGGGACAGGCGUCUCCUGCCCGCCUGCGACUUGUGGACGCUGAUGACUCUCAUGCCUCGGCUCCUCUGGCCGCCUUCCCCUACCUCCAGCAGCCUCCCAGCCCAGAGCGCAAGUCGCCUUGGCCGUGCCUCUCUCCUUUGGGCUGGAGGGGGGGCACCUUGCCCUGAUUUAAUGACAAGAGGGAGCUGUGAGUGCCGCUGCCCCCCUUCCUCUCUGGAUUGGCGCUCCUCUGUCCUUGUUCUAUUCUUUAAGGUUUUCCUUCCCUCCCCCUGUGGCCUUUUUCUGUUUCGCUGCUACUUUUUUGCGCUGGGAAUAGAAGGCAAGGACUUCCCUCCCUCCCCCUCUCACGCUCUCUCCCCCCCCAGCUGCAGUUCUGUGUGUGUCUCUCUGUCUUCUCCUUUCCUUCUUCCCACUGAGCCCUUGCAAGAGAGCUUUUAUCCUGGGCUGAACCCUCCCAGUGACGUGCUGCCAAAAGGGGGGGCGCAAGAGGACAAGGGGGGGAGAGGCUGCUGCUGCCUCUCUGCUUUCCCCUCCAUACUUGGUGCUCUUGCUGUGAUGCGUGAAAGAAGGCGGGCCCUCGGAUGGGGUUGUAGGGCCGGCUCUGUUCAGAAGCACGAGGUGCUGAUGCGUCGAGGCUUCUCCCGUGCCAGCGCAUGGCCGUCCUCUCUGUCGUUGCUUUGAAAGCGAGGGGCAGGCAACCAGCUCAGUUCUCCCCUCUCCAGAACAGCAGUAACAUCUGCAUCAAAAAGGGGGUGGUUGAUGGGUGGGUUGUUGUUGUUAGGGGUUUUUUUUGCAUUGCAAGAUUAUUUAUGCAGCUAUUGUUCCCUCUCCUAUCCCUGUCUUGGCGCUCUGUUACCCCCUUCUCGCCCCCGCUGUCCCAUUGCCCUCCUUCUGCCUGCCUCCCACAUCCCCACAGGCACAUUCAGUUCUCUGCAGGUCAGUGACUGUAACCCUUUUGCCCUCCCAUCGCCACACCUCCUGGUAAAAAGCGUGCUUGUCUGUUCGUUCAUUCCUCCCCCUGUGCGUGCUUGCACACACACAACUUGACACCUCCGCUGGUCUUAGAUCGUACCCAAUCAGCAUGAAGUGCAACAUGGGGAGGUUUAGGAGGAGGGGCAAGGGACGGGGUUCACUACAACUUGUGCCUCAGGGGAGGACCCACCCCUCGCCUACUUGCUCACGCCCUCCCUCCCCCCCAGCAUCUUGCCCCUCAGGGGUGGGGCAAAAUUUAAAGCGAGGAGAAACUUCGCGUUACCUAAAAACCAACUAACCCCCUCCCUGCUAUCCCCUCCCUCCACAAACCACAAAUGACUUGCCCGAGUAUCUUUAAGUGCGUAUUAUGAAAAGAAAAUAUUUUUAUGAUUCUUAUUCUUUUAUAAUUAUGAGUGGUAAGAUGUAGUGACUCAUUAAAAUAUUGGAAACGGGCGCAA
Messenger RNA from Rhineura floridana, 4510 nucleotides. It is a transcript of the gene DPP9, whose product is annotated as dipeptidyl peptidase 9. Lineage: Eukaryota; Metazoa; Chordata; Lepidosauria; Squamata; Rhineuridae. The record is from RefSeq and is a predicted model, not a curated record. Gene Ontology annotation, biological process: proteolysis. Gene Ontology annotation, molecular function: dipeptidyl-peptidase activity; serine-type peptidase activity. The transcript has 21 exons. The coding region runs from base 357 to 3038 and encodes 893 amino acids.